Molecule: messenger RNA, 1424 nt
Organism: Thrips palmi
Lineage: Eukaryota; Metazoa; Arthropoda; Insecta; Thysanoptera; Thripidae
Product: GPN-loop GTPase 1
Exons: 7
Coding region: 223-1392 (389 amino acids)
Molecular function (GO): GTPase activity
Source: RefSeq, a predicted model, not a curated record
UUCUCGAUGACGCGCUGGGACUUCGCGGCCCUGGGGUGCCCUGGGGUGGGACGGGCGAUCUGGGAUUUCCGGGCGGGUCGGUGCCGCGCCGAUCCGAUCCGAUGCCACCGCAAUGAAUGAACAGGUGGCCGCGACCCACGAGGCGGUCGGAGGGCGAAAGAGGCCGAUCGAUGUUCGUCGGAUGAGGCAUGAAUUUUCCCGGCUUGCCACGGGACUGAUUCAAUGGCUUCUGGAGGGGAUGCGGGAAGCUCCAAAAUGGAUGUUCAAGAGCCGUCAGCAUCAAGCAGCAGUGAGACAAGCAAAACACAGCCCAUCAAUUUGAUAAUCCUCGGCAUGGCAGGAUCGGGCAAAACAUCUUUGGUGAAACGCAUGCAGACGUUCUUGCACUUCAAACAGACCGCACCAUAUGUAGUAAAUUUAGACCCAGCUUGCGCUGAAGUCCCAUACAUCACUAAUAUAGACAUCAGGGAUACUGUAAAGUAUAAAGAGGUGAUGAAGCAGUAUGGCCUUGGUCCAAAUGGGGGUAUUGUCACUUCGCUCAAUCUAUUUUCAACCAAAUUUGAUCAGGUGCUCAAACUGUUGCAUGCAGCAUCCUCCACACACAAAUAUGCCAUACUAGAUACUCCUGGUCAAAUUGAAGUUUUUACUUGGUCAGCAUCAGGAACCAUCAUCACUGAGGCAUUAGCAUCUUCUUUCCCCACUGUUGUUGUUUAUGUAAUGGACACAGUGAGAAGUGUCAGUCCUGUAACUUUUAUGUCUAACAUGCUCUAUGCCUGUUCAAUUUUGUAUAAAACUAAACUCCCAUUUAUUGUUGUUAUGAACAAGACUGAUGUUGUCGAUAAUGCAUAUGCAGUGGACUGGAUGAGAGAUUUUGAGACUUUCCAAGAUGCACUGGAAAGUGAAACAUCUUACAUUUCAAAUCUUACACGGUCAAUGUCUUUGGCAUUGGACGAGUUUUAUUCUGGCCUUCGGUGUUGUGGUGUGUCAGCAUACACUGGUCAAGGGAUGGAGGAGUUAUUCAAACUUGUUGAUGAAGCAGCAGAAGAAUAUAAAAAGGACUACCGAGUCGAAUGGGAAAAACUUAGAACUGAAAAGCUAAAAGAUGAAGCUGCUCAAGCUGAGGAAAAACUUAAGAACCUGGCUUUGGAUUCUGAGCAAGGUUUGGGCACAGCAGUUCCACUGAUCACAUCAGCUGGUAGAGGUCAAGAUCUAGCUGAUAUUUAUUUAAAGCACCCAGCCAAUGAAAGCAGUGAAGAUGAGGAUGGUGAAGAGGAGGGCCAACCAGAGGAUGAUUCUGAAAUGAAUGAAGAAAUAACUUUCCAAUCAUACGUCAACACCAAGAAGGAAGCAAGAAAAGAGAAGUCAUCUUCAUCUGUAAGCAAGGAACCAUGAAAUACAUGAACAAGAGAUUUUUACAUAAAUGA